Messenger RNA from Cylas formicarius (sweet potato weevil), 1147 nucleotides. It is a transcript of the gene RnpS1, whose product is annotated as RNA-binding protein with serine-rich domain 1-A. Bases 119 to 1048 code for a protein of 309 amino acids. The transcript has 6 exons. Gene Ontology annotation, biological process: mRNA splicing, via spliceosome. The record is from RefSeq and is a predicted model, not a curated record. Gene Ontology annotation, molecular function: RNA binding. Gene Ontology annotation, cellular component: ASAP complex; cytoplasm; nucleoplasm. Lineage: Eukaryota; Metazoa; Arthropoda; Insecta; Coleoptera; Brentidae.
AGUGGGUUAGCAUUGUGACGCCAUUUUUGAAAGUAAGGUUUCCGUUUGCCUGCGAGUUUUAUUCAUUACUAUUCAUUACUUACUAGUGUAAGUCCAAGAAGUUUUAAACAAGGGAAAGAUGGCUAAGCCAGAUGCAGACAUAGAGUCGGCACAGAAAGAUAAGAAAAAGGAACGGGGUCGAGAACGUAAGAAAAAGUCAGAAUCUGGAAGCAGUAGCAGUGACGAUAGCCGAAGCAGUUCUUCUGAAAGUAGCUCUUCCAGUUCCCAUUCUUCUAGCAGUUCAAGUUCAGCAUCAAGUUCUAGAAGCAGCAGUUCUUCAUCAGAUUCAAGCUCUUCAAGUGAUAAUAACCGCACAAGACCUAAAAGAAGAUCCCGUUCAGCUACUAAGAAGGCAAAAAGUAGGAGCAAAAGUCACGACAAAAAAGAAAAAUCCAAAGAUACCCGAGAAAGAAAAGAAAAAGAAAAGCCUGAAGUAAAAAAGGAAGAAAAGGAAGUCAUUAAAAGGAACUCUCCUCCAAAGGAAGAAAAGAGUCAUAUCAGAAAUAGAUCAAGAUCCCGAUCCCCAAGAAGGAAGCGAAGGCGGUCUCCUACACCACGUCCAACAAAAAUUCAUAUUGGUCGAUUAACGCGUACAGUAAACAAAGAUCACAUACUGGAAAUUUUCGGAACCUAUGGUACAAUAAAAAAUGUAGAGUUUCCUAAAGAUCACACUCACGUCUAUUUGGGACGAGGUUACUGUUACGUUGAGUACUCAACUCCUGAUGAAGCCGAAAAUGCCAUGAAACACAUGGACGGGGGGCAAAUUGACGGGCAGGAAAUCACAACAGCUCCAGUUUUAAUUCCAAAACCCAAGCCACCCCCGCCGAGGCGCUCUCCCCUGCCUAUGCAUAGAAGGCCCCCAAUGCAUCGACGUACCCCUCCAAGAUUUCGAAGGAGAUCCCCACCAAGAAUGAGAAGAAGCCCUAUAAGGAGACGUCCUCAUUCAAGAAGCCCACCUCCAAGACGAAGGAAACCACGUUCUCGUUCGAGUUCCAGCAGUUCCAGAUGAUUUUUAUUAUGUUAAGUGUUCAUUAAACUGAAUUUGUGUAUGUAUAAUCAGCCCCCUGUUAAUACCUGGGAUUAUAAUAAAAGUUUAUUUGGAUUUUCA